Anarrhichthys ocellatus (wolf-eel) is the source of this 6787-nucleotide messenger RNA. RefSeq names its product fidgetin (gene fign). NCBI's taxonomy places the organism in Eukaryota, Metazoa, Chordata, Actinopteri, Perciformes, Anarhichadidae. The record is from RefSeq and is a predicted model, not a curated record. The transcript has 3 exons. Gene Ontology annotation, molecular function: ATP binding; microtubule severing ATPase activity; ATP hydrolysis activity. Bases 185 to 2425 code for a protein of 746 amino acids.
CUGUCCAGGGUUUGGAAUUCCAACAUGGCAGAGGCUGUGGUCAGUCUUCUCCUCACUAACUUGGAAUGGUUUCAAAUCGCGAGCGGCCGCGCUUAACCUCAGUGAGCCAUUCAUCUGCGCACUCACCGAAUCGAUGGUACUAUAAACCCUGACGCUGCCCUGGCACCUACACAGGCUUGAAGACAUGAUCACUAGCACCAGUAUUUAUGGUUUAAAGAUGCAGUGGACCCCAGAGCACACACAAUGGGCAGAACAACACUUUGACAUCUCAUCCACUACCCGCUCGCCAGCACACAAAGUAGAGGCCUACCGGGGCCACUUGCAACGAACAUACCAGUAUGCAUGGGCAAACGAUGACAUCUCUGCACUGACUGCCUCCAAUCUGCUUAAGAAAUAUGCAGAGAAGUACUCCGGGAUCUUAGAGGGCCCAAAUGAGAGAGCCCUGCUGUGUUCUUACUCUGAUAGCACCACUGGACUCAUGAAUGGACGAAAGUCAGAGAAUGAGUCCUGGCAGGAGGGGAUUUACCCAAUGAACUGUGCUCCAGAUGUUAUAUCUGUGAGCAAAGCUGGAAUGACAGCUGCCCUACCCCCUACAGAUGUGUCGGCUAGCAUAGGCAGCUCCCCAGGGGGGGCCAGCAGCUUGUCUGAGCCUAGCUAUUCCAGCAGUAACUGUGGGAGCCACACAGCCACUACUCUCCACUCGGGCCUCCCCUCUCAGGAAUAUACUGCCAGUUACAACGGCUCCUACCUGCAUUCUAGCUACAGUGGCCAGAGUACUCCAGCCCUUCCCUCUCCUUUGCACAGUGCUGGGCUCUUACAACCGCCGCCUCCACCUCCUCCCCCUACCUUAGUGCCGAGCUACAACGCUGGGUCUCCAAACCUUCCCAGCUACAAUUAUCCUCCAACAGGGUAUCCUUCUCAGACUGCUGUCGGCCCUGGUUAUAGCCCUGGGGGAGCACCCCCUGCUUCUGCUUAUCUGCCAUCCGGCAUUGCAGCUCCUACACCAAUCCCUCCUUCCACACUGCCCGGCUACACCUACCAGUCCCAUAAUCAUACACCAAUUGCACCAACACCUUUGAAUGGCAGCACAUCCAACUCAUUAAAACGAAAAGCUUUCUACAUGAGUGGACAUGGAGAUAUGGACUCUAGCUAUGGUCAUUUCUACAACCAACAGCGCUCAUCACAGAGCCCGAUGUACAGAAUAACGGACAGUGUCUCAGACUCAGACAGGGGCAAUGGCUUUGACAGAAAUGCUGAAGCAUCGUCUUUAGCGUUUAAGCCAACCAAACAGCCAAUGUCUUCAGAUCAACAAAGAAAAUUUAUUAUACACUCUGGCAGAGCACUAACUCCUCCAUCCUAUGGAUCAACCAAAAGCUCUGUGGGUGAUCUCAGAACUGAGCCCUACAGCAAGUUUGGAUCCCCCGUCAUGAGUGAACAAACUGAAGAGCACAGACAACACCUCUCACACUCCCUAACAGGGCCUGACAUUGGUGCAGCUACCUCGUCAAUCCAUGCUGCAGAGGAACAACUGAAGAACAGUGACUCCAACCUGGUGGAGAUGGUGACCACAGAAAUCCUUCAGCAGGGCCCUCCAGUGGACUGGGGCGACAUUGUGGGUCUGGAUAUGGCCAAAGCAGCCAUCAAAGAGGAGAUACUAUGGCCCAUUUUAAGGCCAGAUAUGUUUAGUGGACUUGCUACAUUACCUCGGAGCCUCCUUUUAUUUGGACCUCAGGGAACUGGUAGAACGCUGCUAGCUCACUGCAUGGCCAGCCAACUGGGGGCUGCCUUCUUGCAACUCAGCAGCUCAGCUCUGGUCACCAAGUGGCUGGGGGAAGGAGACAAGAUCAUUCAAGCUUCUUUUCUGGUGGCCCGGUGUCGCCAGCCAGCAGUGGUGUUCAUCAAAGAGGUGGACCUGCUGCUGUCAGACCAGCUAAGUGAGGAGAGCCCAGUGAAUCGCCUCAAGGCUGAGCUCCUCAUGCAGAUUGACAGUAUUCUGACCUCCGCUGAGGACCAUGUCCUCGUGGUCUGCUCCACCAAUAAGCCUGAAGAGAUCCCAGAGUCCCUACGGAGGUACUUUGCCAAGCGACUGCUCAUCCCCUUGCCUGAUGGGACAGCACGACACCAGAUAAUCACCCAACUGCUCUCACAGCACAACUACUGUCUUAGUGACAAAGAGAUGUCACUACUGGUUCAGAGGACAGAGGGCUUUUCUGGACUGGAUGUGGCUCAGCUGUGUCAACAGGCUGUGGUAGGUCCCCUCCACGGCAUUCCUGGUACUGACCUCUCAGCCAUCCACCCCACUCAGAUGGGACCGGUCUCCUACCAAGACUUUGACAGUGUGUUUUGCAAAUUCCAGCCCAGCAUAUCACAAAAAGAACUUGACAUGUACACUGAGUGGAAUAAAAUGUUUGGUUGUGGUCAAUGAAAGAGACUCAUCAAACACAAUUCCUUGGAAACCAGUAGUUCAAUACAAAUUAGUGUUUGGCCUUCAGUGAAAGAGAAAAAUGAUUAACAAUGGUGACAUGAAAAUACUAUAUACAGUAAAAGGAUUGUCCUUAGACAGAAGAUGACAGUCUGGACAUCACACAUUGGUAAAAGUUAAUUAAAUGCUUUAUAUGGCUUAAUAUGCUCAUUAAAACUGUAACGAUUUGGAAGAAGUUUUCCCCCCUCUUUUUGUAUAUACAUAUAUAUAUAUAUAAAUAUAUAUACACACUAUUCUGCUGAUCUUGAGAUUUAGUUGCUAUCAAGUGCCUGAGCUGGUGCUGUUAAGUUUUUUUUUCUUUUUGCCUCAUAAUCUUCAUUGGUGAACUGUGCUAAUAUAUAAAAAAAAAGCUUUAAAAUGAGACAAAAAAUGUGCUCUCUCUUUUCCAUUAGUGUUCUACGGCUGUGUCUGUUUUGUGCUCUCUGUGAACAGUUGUGGUUACUUUGAGUUAAAUGACAUUUAUUGGUAUCAUUUCAGUUGGACUUUACCUGACACAGGUUUUAUUAAUGUGUAAAUCCUUAAAUUAACAUGGACAUACUUUAUGUACAAUGUGAUUUGUUUUUUAGCAAACUUAAGGUGAAUUUGGCUGCUGUACUAAUCUCUCCACUAUAGAUAAAAAAUAAAAAAAACAAAUACUAUUUUACAAUAUGACUACACUCCAAACAAUAUAUUACUAUGUAAUGCUGUUAGAAUAUCUUUUCAGUAGUAAUUCACAGUGUUUCACAUAAAUGUAAAAUUCUACCAUUCAUUCUUUUGAUGUUCUCUAUUUGAAAACUCAGGAAAGUGAUGAUGAUAUGUGCAGUACCUCAUAAGCGUGUGGCAAAGCACUACUGCAAGAGCAUUUGGCUUGCAUUUGAAAUUCCAUCAUCAAACAAAUGUAAGGCUAUAUAAUACCUCAAAAAGCUCAGAAUGAAAUGAGAAGGUUCCUGACAUGAAUGUAUAAGAGUAAAUCUGGUUUAUUUACGAGACAAAAAAAAAGUAAUUUGUUUGGGUCUCUUUACUUUAGCUUGUGAUGAUGCAGAGCUGAGAGAAAUUCAAAAGUUGCAGACCAACAUCUUGGGGUUUAGGAAGACAGCUGUCCCGACCUAUUUCAUUCCAUCCUGCUGAUGUUUUAUGGAUUAUGUAUAGCCUAAGUUAUUUUCUACCUCAGUUUGUUAGUUAUCUCUGAAAGACAAAUACAUGAAGACAGAUAAAUGUGAGCACCUGUCUCGCUUGUUUGAUGAGGAAACCUUUUGAGAGAACACCAAACAGUAUUCUGUUGUGAGCAAAAUCUAUUAGCUUUACAUUCUGAUAACUCCCAAGAACCACGUAAUGCACUUAAAGGGGAAUACCACUGAAUAUCAGGUUUGGGAUACACUAUGCCUUUGCCUUAGGACAAAUUGGUCUGUAUUAGCUAACACUCACCAGUGGAUGUUGUUGCCAUUGCUUGUUUGGCCUCUGAAUCUGUGAUGUCAAAUAGAAAUUUACGUGUGACAGCAUUUGCAGCUAUGUUUUAUACACAUCAUCCAGCUUAGAAAACCAAUUCCAUUAUUUUAAUAUAAAUAAAAAUAAAAAAAUGGGUUUGUCUGUCUUAGGUCAUAACUGUAACAUUCAUGAAUUGAGUGGCAUUCCUUUUUAAGAACAUGUCUUGAAGGCUAGUCUCACUGUACACAAAACUGUUAUUUUAUUGUGUUGUAACUUUCACAUUUAAAUGUUAUGUUUACAAUUCCGUUAAUCACUACUUGCUGCCGUUAACCAGUACAUUUCCAUGCAGCGUUUUUUUGACAAUGAAAGAGCAGGACUGACAGCUCAAUUGGCAAGUAAAAAAUGUGACUGAAUGUAUUAUGUCCUCUGAGCAGUACGGAAAGCAAAGCACUCGCACAUCGACAAAUGUCACUGAAGUAGAUAGCACUGUAGGUGUACGUGUACUGCAGAGGCACUAAAGGACCAUGUGUUUGUUUUUACAAUGAGGUCCCUUCAUCUUUGUUGCCUAUUGCACAUGUUGUACCUGUUCUUUUUUUUAUACAUUGUGGAUAUUGAUUGAUUGAUUGAUUGAUACUGUACAAAAGUGGUUGAUUAAACUUAAAUUAGUUUACCCAUUAAAGUGUCCAGCAAAGUCCAUUUGGAAGUUUCAAAGUUGAAAAAUGUGUAGUUACACAGAAACAUUAGUCCAAUAAUAAUGUGAAAUACUUUUUUAAAAGCCCCUGACAUAUUUUGUCAUUUGUAACUGCACUUUGAGGUGUUUAUUGGUUUAAAACUUCCUUGAAGCCAAAGUGAAAUAGCUUUCUUGUGAAUAUGAUGAUUUGUUUUAAGAAGAUGGGAGCGUCAGUGACCUUAAAGCCACAGUGUGAGCUGUGGAUAUUGGAAUUUGGCGAUUUUGUAGCACUUCCACUUGGCAUUGUUAAGUUAUUAUAUCACAGUAUGUAAAAUAUAUGUGGGUUUUGUAAAACAUUUGUAGUUUUACACUUUUAUCCGGUCUGAGUUUAUGAACAGUCAUUCACCCCUUCCUGGAGAACCAAUGAAAACAUGGCUAAUUUGUGUAUCUUUAAAAAAAAAGCAAUAUAGCAAAAAAUGUCAUAUACCACAAAUUGUGUUGUCAGACUGGACUAUAAUUAUUUUUGUGUCCAUCAUUACUAAUUGUAAGAAGUAUUUAAACUCAUUGCAGGGUUUUUGACAAGAAGGUGAUAAGAAGCCCUAACGAGCUCAGAUUCCAUGAGAUUAGAGUGACUGUUCAUGAACUUACAGAGAGAUGUAUGUUAAAAAGGAGAAAUGUUCCACCCAAAUUAAGCAGUACUUGUAAUCACCCUGACAACAACAGGUCUUGUCACAUAUUUGUCUCCCUAACAGUGCAAUAUAGCACAGUGCAAGGCAGAUAUAUAAGAUGUUACCUUUGUAUGUUUUUAUUUGCAUCACAACUAGAGUAAAAAGGCUUAAAGCAAGAUCUGAUAUGAGGAAAACAAUGGCAGUUAUUUAGAUAGGGUGUAUAUUUCACAUGCUAGAUGUUAUCAAAACAGUCACAACCAACACGAGCAGAACAUAUGAUAAGCACAUUGAGUCUCACAGUUAUGCCAACUCAGCCACUUGAAUCGCUUUCUUGUUCAAAAUCUGUCAGUAUUUCUGUAACAUCUUUUUGUUGAGAACUGCUUAAGAUUUUGACUCCAUCUUUAUGUAGUUUUAUAAUCUGGUAUUCUUUAUAACCAUUUCUACCUCAUUGCUACAUAUUGUACAUGUAGUACUUAUGUCCUGUCAUUUUGAAUGUUAUGCAUUUGUGGAUAAAAAAAGUUAAAAAAAGUUAAAAAAAGAGAAAAUUAAAAAAAAAAAAAAAAAUGCUUGCCCUUGAAUCUGAGCAGUCUACCUCACAAAGACUGUCUUUACACUGUCAAGUACAAGUCACAGAAAAAAUAAGGCUCCUUGAAGGCAACGAUGAAGUCAACCAUUCAUACUGAGGUCCAGUUUAUUUACAAUACCACCUUUCCAUUGAUUUGCUGUAGGCUGUGAAGGUGUUAUACAAAGGCGCCAAUGCAAUUCCAAUUCAUUUCCUAAAAAGUAACAAAUUGCUUUAAUCCUCUGUGAAUUGUUGUAGUGCGCAUGUUAACGUGUAUGUAUGUGCACUUGCAAUCCACAUACAAGUAUGAGGGGAUAACAUUAAGAUAUGAAAAAUCUGAGUUUUUACUUUUCGUAUUCAUGUACAGAGAAUAAACUUGCACAUAGCUGUAUGUAUUGUACAUUUGCUAAUGAUAUACAGCAUACAUACAAAAAAUGCACCACAUACAUGUUUCUAUGUGUGUAUGUAUUGCCAUACUUACAGUAAAGUCGAUUUAAAUGUAUUUUAAUUUCAAGGUACAUAAAGGUGAUUGAAAUACUGAAUAAAGAUGUUUUCUUUUUUCCUGAAAACUGGAUGCAUUUUGUAACUGUACUUGAUUAAAUUUGCAAUGGUGUGAUUGAUUUAAGCCUGUGCUAUUUCCGUUUCAAGCUAUUUGUUGUGGAAGACCGUGUUAGAGCCAUGACAACUUAAAUCAUCAUUUCUCUAUUUCACUGGUGUUCAACAACAGUAUAGUGAAUAAUUCAGUUCGCAGCAGUUUACAGAGACUGAUUUUAAAGCUUACUUUUUAUUGCAGUCCUCCAACCAAUACACCUUGCAUGAUUCAUGAUAACUUAUUAAUCCAUACUGGCUGUUUUUUAUUUAUUUAUUAGGAAAUGAACAGCUAUGUUUAAAAAUCCUCUUUCAUUAUUAAGUAGUAGGUGUUAUAUGACUGGGAAGUUUCUGUGCAAAUUAACAUAAAUGAGAAAAAGUACCAGCAUAUUGUGUCAGUGUUGGUAAUUGUU